Messenger RNA from Ornithodoros turicata, 1310 nucleotides. Its product is annotated as low-density lipoprotein receptor-related protein 8-like. NCBI's taxonomy places the organism in Eukaryota, Metazoa, Arthropoda, Arachnida, Ixodida, Argasidae. The record is from RefSeq and is a predicted model, not a curated record. The transcript has 10 exons. Gene Ontology annotation, cellular component: plasma membrane. Gene Ontology annotation, molecular function: protein binding. The coding region runs from base 90 to 1181 and encodes 363 amino acids.
ACGAGCAAGAAGAAGAUCGGGCAGAAGGGGCUGCCGCGACGCUUUUCUUCCCAGAAGACAUUUACCCAAACGCACGAAGGUCCUUUACAAUGAAGUGGAGUGUAGCGACGUUAUGUCUGUUCAGCAUGCUGCUGCACGUGGUUCACAAUCAAUUUCUCGGUUCCCACAACUCUCUCGAGUCCGGUGGACAGGAGAGCUUCUACCCAUUCAGAGUCCCGGGCUUCUCCCUUGCGGGCACCGGCUUGAAGCAGACGCGUAGACCCACCCUAGGUUAUAUAUCGCCUAGGGCACAGUUUGCGGAACAACCUAAACCAGAGGAGCGCUGUCGACCCAGACAACUUUCCUUCUGCGAUGACGUGCUCCCAUACAAUGAGACGUCGUCCUCUGGCCUUGCGGGUGUGGACAGCAACCGUCCUCUCGGGUUCUUCAUGCUUCUGUUGAAGACACACUGCAACGUACGGCUCAAGCAGCUCGUCUGUGCCCUUCUGGAACCUCCUUGUCGGCGGGGCAAACCCAUGUAUCCCUGCAGAAAGUUCUGCAAAGUGGCCACAGAGAACUGCCAGAACCUGAUUCCGUCCACGCUGUCGCUGUCGCGAGUCCUAGACUGCCGUCGCUAUCCGGACUCUGACAGCAGCGACGUCUGUCUCAACCUAGCGCGUAGUCCUGUAUGCCUCAGUAACGAGCACCAAUGUCCCGAUUACACGUGCAUUCCCGAGCACUGGCGCUGCGAUGGAGUGCGUGACUGCCCUCUGGCCGCCGACGAGGCAAAUUGUACUGGAAAAUUGGUGUGCAACAAGGACGAGUUCCGUUGUGAUAUGCGUUGCAUUCCGAACACGUGGCGGUGCGACGGCGAAGCCGAUUGCAAGGACGCUGCCGACGAAGCAAACUGUCCACCUAAGCCUCAGUGCGGUCCGGAUCGUUUUGCCUGUAGCGACGGUGUCGGCUGCCUCCCAAGGCGUUGGGUUUGCGACGGCAGAGCAGAGUGUCGAGAUGCUAGCGACGAGAAAGACUGCGCCAACAAAAGAUGUACGCCAGGGGAUUUCCAAUGCGACAACGGCAUAUGCGUCCCAUCACUUUGGAGGUGCGACGGACAAAACGACUGCAAGGAUGGCAGCGACGAAAAACACUGUGGCACAUUCCACCAGGUACUUGGAAUGCCGAACUCACUAUCAAGAUCGUGAAGGAACAGCUGUGUGCAUCACUACAUCGUCAUUUUAUUUAUUUAUUGGAUCACCAACGUGUACUACAAGCAUGUUUACUGCGCAAACCUUGCACAUGUAAAUAAAAGCACCAACUCCAUAAAACGAGAA